Molecule: messenger RNA, 1072 nt
Organism: Haemonchus placei
Lineage: Eukaryota; Metazoa; Nematoda; Chromadorea; Rhabditida; Trichostrongylidae
Source: the annotation of a GenBank genome assembly
GAACUCUCAUCAGCCUGGGUUGACAGUAAUGCACACGUUUUGGAUGCGCGAGCACAACCGCAUAGCCAUGAAGUUAGCUGCGUUGAACCCACAGUGGACGGACGAAAUUAUCUAUCAGGAAACACGUCGUAUUGUUGUCGCUGAGCUACAGCAUAUAAUCUUUUCCGAGUUCCUUCCGAAGUUGAUUGGACUUGACCUCCUGAAUGCUCAAGGACUCGUGCCGUUGAAGAGCGGCUACUAUACCGGAUAUGAUGAAACCUGCGAUGCAUCCAUCUCGCAUCCAUUCGCAACUGCUGCAUUCCGUUUCGGUCAUACUCUAAUUCGGCGAAUGUUUCCAAGAAUGAACUAUAAUUACAAAAACAUGAGCGAACCGAUUGACCUCGCCGGACAUUUUGGCCAUGUUGGUCCUUUGUACGAUCGCGAAGGAGGAGGAUUGGAUUCAAUGCUGAUGGGACUGCUGGGCACUCCUUCAAUGGCUUUCGAUCGUCAUAUUACCAACGCUGUGAGGAACCACUUGUUCAUGAGGCGUGGAGAGCCUACUAGUGGCAUGGAUCUUAUUGAAUUCUGCGGCUUGAGAAGAGCCAGGACCUUUAGCGACCUCAAGCACGAGAUGGAUGCUGAGUCGGUAGCAGCAUUAUCGUCGUUAUACGAAUCAGUUGAUGAUAUUGACUUGUUCCCCGGACUCGUCAGUGAAAGACCUCUCAAAGGAGCUUUGUUGGGACCAACUAUGUCCUGUAUUCUUGCCGAGCAAUUUGGACGGUUGAAGAAGUGCGAUCGCUUCUUCUAUGAAAACGACGGCGUGGCCAAAUUCAGCCCAGGGCAACUCAGCGAGAUCCGCAAAAUUCGUCUUUCAUCGAUCCUUUGUGCCAACAGUCGAUAUUUGAGGACCAUUCAACCAAACGUGUUCGACGUGCCAGAUGAUCUUAUGUAUGACUUUUAUGCACUCUUUUACACUAAAACUUUCGCCUUCGUUUCCUCACUAAUCCUCCGUUCUCCUGAACAAGAGCCAUCGGCUGAACUACACAAGGAACGCAAACUCGUUUUGUACUUGCGGAUGAGUCGACUGCAGUAG